Plasmodium fragile is the source of this 579-nucleotide messenger RNA. RefSeq lists its product as uncharacterized. Bases 1 to 579 code for a protein of 192 amino acids. Lineage: Eukaryota; Apicomplexa; Aconoidasida; Haemosporida; Plasmodiidae. The record is from RefSeq and is a predicted model, not a curated record. The transcript has 7 exons.
AUGAAGGCAACAUCCAGUUCAUGGCAGACCUGCAUUUAUUCGGUCCAUGAGUAUGACACAUCACACAUGUCACCCCUACGUACACUGUUGACGUUGCCCCUCUUUCAACAGAGACUGGAUGAGAAUGAGGAACCUCCACCUUUCACCGACUUGGUUCCAAAUGCAGAGGCGAAAUUCGGCACCGUGAAAAUCACCAACCCCUUGCCCAAAGUAGAGCGGCGAGACCAACUGAAGGAGGGCUACAUGCAGUGGUUGACAACGGAGAAACUGAUGAGGCCAAAUGAAAGAAGACUAGAAUACGAACAAAUGCAGGAAAAAUACUUAGAAACUUUAAAAUUAUCGGAAGAUAUAAAAAAGGAUGUAAAGCUCGCGCGAGUGGUUAAGUCGCAUUACCCUAGAGGAAUAGUUGGCGUCGAUUCCAUAUACAGUGAAAACACUGAGUUGUACAAGGACAAAUAUGAGGAGCUUAAAAAUAGACAGGAAGUUCGGGAGAAAAGAAUGAAAGAGCGUGGAGAAGCCCUGGAGCGGCAAAACAACAGGAAUGGGAACUUCCUGGCGUUCCAAGAAGACAAUAUGUGA